Molecule: messenger RNA, 4047 nt
Organism: Paramuricea clavata
Lineage: Eukaryota; Metazoa; Cnidaria; Anthozoa; Malacalcyonacea; Plexauridae
Source: the annotation of a GenBank genome assembly
CGAUUUCUUGGGAAAUUCCGAGGUUGCGUUUUUUUAUACGCCCUGUACAGGGUGUAUCAAAAAACCUGCAAGCCUUUGAAAUGCAAUGUUUUCAGAAUUUGCAUGAUUCAGAACUAAUUGAUCCAAAGCGUGCGUAAACACAAUAGUUGACCCAUUCGAUGCAAAUUAUAGUGUUUGCAGGUUUUUUUAUGCAUCCUGUACAUAUAAUCUGUAUAUGUUCGCAGUCCGCCUACGCAUAUUUCUGUUAUAAGCGUAAAUAGUUGCGUAAGUAGAACUCGUGACAGUCGAAUAUAACUCGUGACCUCUGACUCGUGACUAUCUCGUGUACCAGGAAGUUGCUAUUUAAAAAAUAAUUACGACCAACAAAGUAGAUUAUAAACCACCGAUCGAUGUGAAAUAGACGGCUUCAACCUACACUGGAGUCAUUUCUGGUGUUCUUACUGAGUAACUCGAAUGUCGCAAUAUGGUGUGAUAUUUUAAAGUGAGUUUUCUUUCUUUAUAAUUGUUUAGUCUGUGAUCAUGGGGCAACACAAGACAAUUGCACAACGUUCAAGGUUCAACAUUUGUUAUUAGUUAGAGUCUUGAUUUACUCUGAUCAUUUUGAUGGAACAUGAGCAGAGCACACACAUACAUACAUACAUACAUACAUACGACUGAAUAAGCCUAUAUUCGGUGUUUCACUGCAUGCACGUCGAGAUAAAUUGCAGUUGAACUACAUAAAUAUUAUGCAGCUGUGACUGGAAGAAUUAAAAUAUGCAUAUCAUGAUAUCAAAGUAUUCAGCUGUUCAAACAUUUGAAUAUGCAAAAAUUGCUCAAAGAGGGCCCCCUAUACCUCUUCACAAUAUGCUUUCACGUAAAAAUAUUUUGCCUUUUCACGAGUCACGGAUUAAGAAAAUCAUCAAUCACGUUUCACGGCUAAGUAAAAUAAGCCCUUCACGCUUCACGCAAAAAGUAUAGGGGGCCUGAUCACGUUUCACGGCUAAGUAUUAAAACAAGCCCUUCACGCUUCACGCAAAAAGUAUAGGGGGCCCUCCUCAAAGAACCAUUAGUUUCCGCAUCGCUUUAAAUUUGAAAAUAUAUAUUCCCUUAAGGUGGCUCCUUACAGUUGUCUCUAUUUACCCAACCUCUCUGCAGUACAAGCCUAUAUUAAUGCAGAUCCUGCAUUCCGUUUUCUACUUGGAGGCAAUAUCUAACAUCAGUGGAAUAUUUAGAACACGGCGAAGCUAUAAAACUGGCCACAAAAUUAUCUUUUCUUUGUACGUUUGCAUGGCGAUAAAACAUAUAAUAGUUUUGUUUGUGGAAACACCACGUAAAUUUAUUACUGCAAAGCUUUCGAUCCGUAAGCCCGGAUCUUCAUCAGUGCUAAAAUUAAGGGCGCGUGAAUUGAGCAAGUCAUAUAUUAUUAGCACUGAUGAAGAUCCGGGCUUACGGAUCGAAAGCUUUGCAGUAAUAAAUUUACGUGGUGUUUCCACAAACAAAACUAUUAUAAAAUUAUCUUUGUCUGAAAAAUGAAUCUGGUGACCCAUCUUUUUUAUUUCAUAUAUCAAUAGAGCAUGAUGUCCUUGAACUAUUGAGAACCUUUAAUAAAAUUCUUUACAGUGUGAUCUUUUUAAAAGCAAAAAUUUUAUAACAAGAUUUCCACUGUAGAGAAUUUCUUAUUAUUGGUACUACCAUGGAUAAAAUACAUGGGUAGGAAACUAGCUGACAAGAUCUAAUGUUUUCAAUGGGAUGAUGGCGUUGAAACCUAGUUGCAAACCAAAAUCUCAAAAACGGCAUGUUUAGCGAUAAUACAGCUAAACAUUUUAGUCAAAGAGCAAAUCGAUAUAACUUGGCCAUUCUACGAUGAAAUCUCUAAGUAUUCCCGGUUGAAAAAUGCAUCGCAAAUUUCGUAAAAAUUGGCGACGCCAAUUUCGUAGCUACAAAUGUAAAAAAUACAAAACAAAGACGAAAAACAUUUACCUUGAAUACUUUGUCGUGGCUUAGGCAUGUUUUUAAAACAAUUAGACCAGUUUAUGCUUCAAUAUUACUCUUUUAAAGCGGAAAAUAUAACGAAACAACAAAAAUGCUGAGAACUUUGGCAAUACACGUGACGUCACAGAUUGGAACUAGGUUUAGACUGUGACGUCAGGAAGUUUCCUAUCCAGUUAUUUUACAAUCCAUGGCACUACCUACACUUCAAAGUAGUAUAAUAGUAACUAUAGGCAUGAGAGUUAUCUGAAAUCGUGAAUUGGGUUAACACAAGCGUUUGCAUUUAGGUUGUCCUGUUUGUUACAACACCAAACUCGUCAUGGGUAUGGGAGGAUAUUUAUGGCUUGUCAAUGCUACUAGCACAACUCUCAAGCUGACUUACCAGCAUAGCUACCAAAUGAAUACCUGGGCAUUUAAGAAUAUAUCUGCACAGUCAAUGGAGAGGUUUUACAUUGAAUACAAUCAAACCGUAGUCAAGAGCAGCGAUGAUGCAGGGGAAGCUACUUUUCAACUUGAUGGUACAAGUGCCAGUUUCCAGUUGCAAGUCCGAUACCCCUAUAAAAGUGGCGAAUGUGGUCUAAAGGUCGACUGGAGUGGUCUAAAAUCUGCAGGUAGAUACGCAGUGUUUCCACCACCACCUCAGGGCGAAACCAUUGGUGAAUUAGGCUGGUUUCACAACGGAUCCUUGUCUCUGCUUAUAAUGGAGAAGGCAGUUAAAAAUACCGUGUCAACUGUUCUUCCUGGAAGUGACUCGAUUGUUAAUGAAAACAGCACCUUGCCGUAUCCUCAGACAUUUCUGUACGAAAAAUGGAUGGAUUAUUACAGCGAUGUCUUGGGAAAGCUUACUUUAACGGAAAUGACCCUCCCUGGCACACAUGAUGCAGGGACAUACAACCCAAAGUGUGGUAUAGGUGCUCGGUGGAUCAGAACACAGUCUCUUCCUCUUAUCCAACAACUACAGUUCGGUAUCCGUGUUUUGGACUUACGCAUUGGGCAAAUUUCUUCAGGAGAUUAUCUCAUUGUUCACGAUAUAUGGCGUACAAGUUAUACACUUGCGGCAGCUCUGAAAGAAGUCACGGAUUUCGUGGACGCCACAGACAAAGAAAUUGUUAUCCUGGAUUUCCAUCGGUUUGACAAGCUUGGUGAUAAGAGUUAUGAUUAUGACAAACUCAAAGCUCAGAUAUGUUCUCAGUUAAAUGGCUACAUUCUUUCUGUUCAGAAUGGGCAAGGGAAACCUCUUCAAGAGAUAUGGCAAACCUGUGGCAAGAAAAGAGUGGUUGUCGCGUGGAACACAAGUAAUCCUGACAGCUAUAUGUGGCCAGGAGUGAAUCAACGCUGGUAUUCACAUGCUGACAGUAAAACCAAAUUAUAUAAUGCUAUCAAGAAAGAUAUGGAGAAUCCUCCUACUGGUUUAUGGGCUUCUUGCUCAUUCAUGGAAAGUAGUGCCCUCCAUCCUCCCAAUAAGAAUGCCUCUAAUACUGAUCCUACUAUAACACUGUGGUAUUUUGGUGGGUCUGCUUUCUGCGAGAAAGCCAACAUCAUUUCUGCUGAUUUCUUUCGUAAAUGUAGUAAUGUUGUUCAAGCUUCAAUUAUCGGCAGUCUCCUGAAAGCAGGAGCGAAGUAAAUGAUCGCUAGACGUGUUGUGCCGUAUCGUAUAGUAACGUAUUGUAUUAAAUGAGAAUUGUACUUGGAACAGAUUGAACAAAUAGUUAUGCAAAUUGUAAUGCUGAUAGCGUUAAGCACUUCAGAAAAUUGCAUUUAUUGAUUGAUUUUUGUAAAAUGUAAUAUAUACAGCAUACAAACUUGAAAUUUUUAAUUAAAAAUUUUAAGUUUCCGACCUAGUAUUCCAAAGGUCGUAGGUUCGAUUCCCACCGUGGCCAGGCAUAUUUUGCAAGCUUGCCCGGUGUGGAUAUACACUCAGGACAACAUCACAAGCAUCGUGAUUCAGCAUUGACGUACAUGCAAAAUGAACUUGAUGUUCGUAAUUAUGAUUUUUGCAUAUUACAAUACAUACUCAUAAAAAUGUAUUAUAGAAAUAAGGGUAUCUUAAACUUUGUAUUAAUUAAAUUGCUCCAUGUG